CCCCCCUGGGCUUUUUUUUUUUUUUUUUGGUCUACUCGUUUCUGCCACCGCUAAAAACCCUAGCCUCGAAUGGCCAUCGACCAGAAUUCCGUCCCCAAAGACCCUGUCCCUUUAAACCCUAACCAAUUUCCUUCCACAGCUCGUCCUUCCGCUCCCUUCCAGUCAUCUUCCGUCUCUAAUGCUGGCGAUUCCUCCGCCGCUGAUGAAUCCGCCGACGAUCAACCAGCCGCCCGUAAGGUCAAGCUCCUGUGCAGCUUCGGCGGGAAGAUCCUCCCUCGUCCCAGCGAUGGGACGCUUCGAUACGCCGGUGGCCAGACUCGAAUCAUAACUGUACGGAGAGAUACGACCCUUCCUGAACUAUGCCGAAAAAUGGCCGAUGCCUAUGGCGCUCCCGUUGCUAUUCGUUACCAGCUUCCCGACGAAGACCUCGACGCUCUCGUCUCUGUCUCCUCAGCGGAUGACCUCGAUAAUAUGAUGGACGAGUACGACAAGCUCACACAGGUCUCUACCGAUGGAUCCGCCAAACUUCGCGUCUUCCUCUUUUCCCAAGCCGAAGUUGCUUCUGCAUUGACUGAUAACUUCUCCUCUGGUUCCGCUCGUAUCGGUCCCUACGACAGCGUGAAAAGGUAUGUUGAGGCUGUUAAUGGCGAUUCUGCCGCUGACGCUGGCAUCCGUGCUUCCGAGAUUCGCCCAAAAAGUAGUAUGGCGAGCACCUGCUCCACUCAGAACUCGGAUGCUGGCUUUGAUGGAUCCAACAAUGAAGUUUCUUCCCCUGCUAUUUUCUCUCCGACUGCGGGGGCCUCAGCUUCUUAUGACCCAUCAAGAUUGGCUUUUGCGGGAGCUGCUACUUCAGUACCGCUUCAGGAGGCUCAAUGUUUUCCGGCCAGUUCUACGGUCUUUGGUCAGGCGGUGGUUGUUACAGAGUCCUUGAAUCCACCUCAUGUGGCACCUUAUGGCUCACAGGCUUUUGUGGAUCCCCGUCAGGCUCAUUGCACGCCUUCACAUUCUCUGAAUAUGGCCGCUGCUCCUCAAAUGAUAAAUGUAGUUUCUAUUCCUCCACACACCUAUCUUCCUUCUAUGCCUAUUUACCCUUCGUCAAUGCCUGUCCAGGUUGGAAGUGUGAAACCAGUUCAAGGAAAGGUGGAUUAUUUUCCAGAGGAAGAUCGAUUGAGUGGAAAGUUUGCUCAGCCUGUGUCUGAUCCUAGUUAUAAGGUGUUACAGCAGCCUCUUUCCCAGUUGCCACCUCUGCAACCUUCUCAUUUGCAGCCACCAAGUAUUGCACCAUAUGGAUUGCAUCUAGUUUCUCCAUUGGCUCAGGGGCCAGUGUUAAGAUUUGAAGAUUGUCAGAUGUGCCAGAAAGCUUUGCCUCAUGUGCAUUCGGAUAGGCUGGUCAAUGAGCUAGGUAAUGUUUCUGGGGUUCAUGAGUCAAAUGACAAUCCUAUAGUCCAUAAUUAUCAUUCUGAGGAUAUAGCAAAGCUGCAGGGUCAUCAAUCUAAAGUUGAACAUGCUAUAAACCCCGGUCAAUGUGGGAUUCAUGGAGUUAAGAAAGUCCCUGAUUCAGUACUAGACAGGGCGCCAAUUUUUGGUCAGUCUGCUGAAAAAAUUGACCAUGCGAAACUAAAGCAGCCAUUGAGUUCUCCGGACUUGUCUGGAGACAUGCAUGCCUCUUAUGGAGUGUUUGUAAGUUCUCCACAAUCUCAUCCUCAGGGUUCUUUCCAGCUGCAACAAAAUCAAGUAUUGCAGAGGGAUAAUUUUCAUGCUGCUAAGAUUCAUCCAGCUGUUAACUUUACCUUAUCAACCAGUGUUCACGGAUCUAAUGGUGCCUUUUUCAGUCCUCCACAAACUUUUCAUGAGGAUUCUUUGCUGCAACAGAAUUUUCUUCUCACUGAUAGUGUUAAUUACAAUAAGGUUUUCCAACCUUUUGGUACAAUAGGUUUAUCAAGCACCGGCCCAUCAACUAAUGGAGUGUCGGUCAAGCCUCCCCAACCACAUCUUGAUGAUUCUUUGCAGCAGCAACAAUUGCUUGCUGGAACAGCAGCACCAUUUUUUCCAGAUAUGCAAGCAGGAAGCGGCAACCAAUGUAGCAAAGAUUCUUCUCCAAUCAGUAAUACCGGUUACACUGUUCCGGAACCUCAUAGCAUUGCUCAAGGCUAUGUUAAACAAGUUAACGGGAUGAUGGAAGCUCCUAAUGUGAAUACCUUUGAUAUUUUAAGGUCUAACGACCAAUUGAAACCAAAAUUUGUGCCUGAUGUUGGCAUCCAAGAAAAUUUGUCAGCGGUUGGAGACAAUAAUGCAUUCGGAUUAAAGAAUGGUGCAGAUGCCUUAGGUACAAGCAAUACCUUAAUGAAUUCUACAGUUGGUCUCGAGGAUAUAUAUAUCAAACCAAUCAAUCCAGUGGUUUUGAACACUGGCAUCUCAAGGGAGAUCCAUCCUCAAAGCUCUUUAUUGGUUGGAGAGGACAACGAUACAGCGAGACUUCACUGUGGUGGAAGUAAACUACCUUCAAGCAAUGCCUUAAUCAGCACUGGGCUUCUGCCUGAGGAAAAUUAUUUGGGUCUAAUUAAUCCAUUGUUGUCUACCAUGAUGGAAUUACACACUUCUGAACUUGCUAAUACUUUUCAGGCAUCAACCAGGACCGGGAGUAGUGUGUUUGACACACAGAAUUUUGAAAGAGGGGCUAAUCCUCUUCUGUCCAGUCAACGAAAUCAUAGAAUGUCUCCAUAUUUUACUGAUACUGCUUACGCCAAUGCCGUUCACGAAGAAACAAGUAGGGGUUGGAAAGAUGAAGUUUUUCAAUUUCAAAACUUUUUUGAUGGCAUGUCUGCCUCCCAAAGAUGCAAUGCUCCAUUUCAAUUGUCCAGUUUAAUAGUACCAGGACAAGGGGUACAACUUCAGGAGACCUUUGCCCCAGGUUUACUCUUGGACAAUGAAGGUCCUCAGGAAAUUCUUGGCCGCAUGAAUGAGUAUCUUCCAAGUCCAGCCAUAGUUUCUACCAGAGAACCUGCUAUUUCUGGAGAUAGUUCUAGUGAGAACCGCUUGCCAAAAGGACAAAGUCCUGAUUUAGCAGUCCUAUUAGAAGAAGAUGCUCUUCACCCUCCUGUAGACUGGCUGAUCAAGGAAGCACGUCCUGAUCCUGUAAUAGGUACAGAAGACCAUGGGGCAGAUUAUAUAGAUCAAAAUCUGCAUGAUCUUGCUGAACAGGUUGGGGAAUUAGUGCUUCAAUCUUCUCCAACUGUAUCUGAGUUGCCUUUUAACAUGCCUAUGGAAAUGAGCCAACCGUUUCAAUGCCACCAUACUUGUAGCGAGAAUGAUUUGCCAAAGGCACAGAGUCCUGAUAUAGCCGUGCUAUUAGAAGAAGGUCAUCUUCAAUCUCCUGUUGAUUGGCUGCUCAAGGAAUCAUGUCCUGAUACAUUUGUAGAUAUAAAAGACACUUUUUCAGAUUACAUAAAUCAAGAUCUGCAUGAUCUUGCCGAGCAAGUUGUGGAAUCAGUGCUUCAGUCUUCCAUACCACCUUUGUCUGUAAUAUCUUCAAGUGGUCCUAUGGAAAUAAGCCCAUCAUUUCAUAAAGGGUGUGGGUUAAGUGAAGAUGACUCUAAUUCACAAACUGUAGCUAUCCUAAAUGAUCAGAAAAUUGAGGACAUCAAGACUAGACAACCAGAUAAACUGCAUAUGGGCUUGCAGAUGGCAAAUCAUAUCGGGAGAUUACAGAUAAUAAAGCAAAGUGAUCUUGAAGAGCUGCGAGAACUGGGUUCUGGAACCUUUGGAACAGUGUAUCAUGGAAAAUGGAGAGGGUCUGAUGUUGCAAUAAAAAGAAUUAAUGACCGAUGUUUUGCUGGAAAACCUUCUGAGCAAGAUAAGAUGAGGACCGACUUUUGGAAUGAAGCUAGCAAACUUGCUGACUUGCACCACCCCAAUGUUUUGGCGUUUUAUGGUGUUGUAAUCGAUGGACCGGGUGGAUCUUUUGCAACAGUUACUGAAUAUAUGGUUAAUGGUUCUUUACGAAGUGUCCUUCAGAGGAAUGAUAAGACACUUGAUCCUUGGAAAUGCCUUUUAAUUGCAAUGGAUGUGGCAUUUGGGAUGGAGUACCUACAUGGAAAGAAUAUUGUACAUUUUGAUUUGAAGAGUGAUAACUUGCUUGUCAACCUUAGGGAUCCUCAGCGCCCUAUAUGCAAGGUUGGAGAUCUUGGCCUGUCAAAAGUGAAAUGUAACACACUCAUCUCUGGAGGUGUUCGCGGAACACUCCCUUGGAUGGCUCCUGAGCUUUUAAAUGGCAGCAGCAAUCUAGUCUCCGAGAAGGUUGAUGUAUUCUCUUUUGGUAUCGUGAUGUGGGAACUUCUUACAGGCGAGGAACCAUACGCAGAUCUACACUAUGGUGCAAUUAUAGGUGGAAUUGUGAGCAACACUCUAAGGCCUGCAGUGCCUGAUUCAUGUGAUCCUGAGUGGGGAGCAUUAAUGGAGCAGUGCUGGGCUGCAGAACCAACUGAGAGGCCAAGCUUUACAGAGAUAGCCAAUAGAUUGCGCUCUAUGGCAGCUUCACUUCCUCAGAAGGGACAAUUUCAGAAGUGAUCUUGGCCUCCUUGGUCUUUCUGGUCCCUCAUUCUGUCUUCCCUAGCUUUGGCUCCUGCUUUGUGGCAUUUGGUAAUUAAUGGAAAUUGCAAGUUCUCAGAGCAUCAGUUGUAAGAACAUGAAGGAGCCUGCAAACUAUUACCUGUGCAUAGUAUGGUCUACAUCAGUUUUGAUUCUUUGGAUUUUUUUUUUUUCUUGAAAUUGUUUACAAUUGUUUUUCCUGUGCCAAUUUUUUCCACUGCAAUACUGUUCACUUUAGGAAUCUC
Molecule: messenger RNA, 4832 nt
Organism: Phalaenopsis equestris
Lineage: Eukaryota; Viridiplantae; Streptophyta; Magnoliopsida; Asparagales; Orchidaceae
Exons: 10
Coding region: 70-4566 (1498 amino acids)
Biological process (GO): signal transduction; protein phosphorylation
Cellular component (GO): cytoplasm
Molecular function (GO): protein binding; protein kinase activity; ATP binding
Source: RefSeq, a predicted model, not a curated record